This is a messenger RNA of Sycon ciliatum, 1009 nucleotides long. RefSeq names its product transmembrane emp24 domain-containing protein 10-like. Gene Ontology annotation, biological process: intracellular protein transport; endoplasmic reticulum to Golgi vesicle-mediated transport; Golgi organization. The transcript has 5 exons. Gene Ontology annotation, cellular component: Golgi apparatus; COPII-coated ER to Golgi transport vesicle; endoplasmic reticulum. The record is from RefSeq and is a predicted model, not a curated record. The coding region runs from base 91 to 726 and encodes 211 amino acids. NCBI's taxonomy places the organism in Eukaryota, Metazoa, Porifera, Calcarea, Leucosolenida, Sycettidae.
GUUUUUGCAUAAUUCUUAUCAGCAUAGUUGUAGUAUUCAAGAAACGGUUUGUUUGCAAACAGCUACACUGUAGGUCACAAUUUGUAAGCCAUGGCAUCGCUCUGGCUAGCCAAGAGCGGAGGAAUAGUAGCUGUUCUUCUCAGCCUCUCCGUGUGUGCCAAUGGCCUAUCUUUUUACCUGACUCCUGGCGAAAAGCGUUGUCUGAAGGAAGAAGUACAUAAGCAACAGAUGGUUGUUGGACAGUAUUCGAUUUCGGACGGAGAGCCAGCCGUGUCUAUUCUGGCCACUGAUCAAGCUGGUCACACACUUUUCAGCAAGGAAAAUGCCAAACAGGGAAAGUUUGCCUUCACGGAAGAUGAGUUUGAGGUUGUUGACAUCUGCUUCAAGUCUCACACUAAUGCAGUCGCAAGUCAUAUCAAGACUUCCCGGGAAGUAAAGCUUACCCUGAAGCAUGGUGCGGAAGCCCGGAACUAUGACCAGAUUGCCAAAGCAGAAAAGUUAAAGCCACUUGAAUUGGAGCUCCGCCGACUGGAGGACUUGGCACAGGAAGUUGUCAAUGACUUCCAGUACAUGCGUGAACGUGAAAAGGAAAUGAGAGAUACCAAUGAGUCUACCAACUCCCGUGUGUUCUGGUUCAGCAUCUUCUCCAUUGGCUGCUUGGUCACGCUGGCCACGUGGCAGGUGUUUUAUCUGCGCGAUUAUUUCAAGAAACAGAAGCUGAUCUAGAUAACCACGUCUAACUUUUUUUUUCAAGUUCUGUGCUUGUUCUGUGGGUGGUGCAAAGACGCGCCAUGCUGCGUGUCUGAUAAGAUAACAAUGCUACGAUUCAUGUAUUCUUUCGGUUUUUUUAUAAAGCUUCCUCGCUACAAUGAUUUGUGUACAGUAUGUAUGUGAUUGGAGCAUUAUUCGGUCUGGCUGGACUGCGCAUUGUACAUAAUUGCUGAUGAUGACUAAACAGAGCGACAAUACUAAUUAUUAUUCGCUUGUAAGUCGGGCCCUUUUCCUGCUA